Danio rerio (zebrafish) is the source of this 5063-nucleotide messenger RNA. Lineage: Eukaryota; Metazoa; Chordata; Actinopteri; Cypriniformes; Danionidae. The record is from RefSeq and is a predicted model, not a curated record.
UCCUCAAUGGACGAAGUCUGCAGAUAAAGAGGGAGAUUCACGCCUUUCUGGUUGCCACGCAACAGCCGUCCUCUGUCACGCAUGUGCGCGGUGCAUAGUGGGAGUAUCCGAGCGAUGCUGAAUCAGUGCUGGAGCGGAGGAGCAGAGGAGGCUGAAAAUGGUGCAGCAUCAACAAGGGGAAAAGGCGCAGCGGUCGCGCCAGUGGAAUAAUGCGGCUCUCCUUAAACUCUCACUUUGAGAUUUUACUCCGACGACAGAAGAACAGGUAAAUGGCAGGGAUUGGUAAAGCACUGGCCAGCCGAUGCAGUGCGUAGGGCCCGGAGUCCACGGCGACGAAAACAUGAACGGGGCGGGAGAGCAGGUCGACAUCCUGCCCUCCAACUGCUUGGUGAAAGAUCGCUGGAAAGUGCUAAAGAAGAUUGGGGGUGGAGGGUUUGGGGAGAUAUAUGAGGCCUACGACUUGUUGACGCGGGAGAAUGUGGCUCUUAAGGUGGAAUCUGCCCAACAACCCAAACAAGUGCUAAAGAUGGAGGUUGCUGUGCUAAAAAAACUACAAGGAAAGAAUCAUGUUUGCAAAUUCAUUGGAUGUGGAAGAAAUGACAAGUUCAAUUAUGUUGUCAUGCAGCUGCAGGGGAGGAAUCUUGCUGAUCUCAGGAGGAGUCAGCCUAGGGGGACAUUUAGCAUGAGCACCACGCUACGGUUGGGGAAACAGAUCCUUGAGUCCAUUGAAGCCAUUCACUCUGUGGGCUUCCUGCACCGAGACAUUAAACCUUCUAAUUUCGCUAUGGGUCGGUUGCCGUCAACUUGUAGGAAGUGUUACAUGCUGGAUUUUGGUUUGGCACGACAGUACACAAAUACAAAUGGGGAGGUGCGGCCGCCCAGGUCAGUGGCUGGGUUCAGAGGAACGGUGCGAUACGCUUCCAUUAAUGCUCAUAAAAACAAGGAAAUGGGUCGUCAUGAUGAUUUGUGGUCGUUGUUUUAUAUGCUGGUAGAGUUUACCGUUGGACAAUUACCAUGGCGUAAGAUAAAAGAUAAGGAGCAGGUGGGACAGAUUAAAGAACGCUACGAGCACAGGAUGCUGUUGAAACACAUGCCUGCAGAGUUUCAUAUCUUUUAUGAUCAUGUGCUGGAUUUGGAUUAUUUCACCAAACCUGAUUAUCAGUUGCUGAUGUCAGUAUUUGAGAACAGCAUGAAAGACAGGGUGAUAACUGAAAACGAGCCGUAUGACUGGGAAAAAUCUGGAACAGAUACGGCACUCCCUACCAGCACACACACACCACCACAGCAAAACACAAGGCAAACUGCUGCCAUAGUGGGGGUGGUAAAUGUGACUCCAGUACCCGGUGAACUACCAAGGGAAAACACUGAUGAUGUUCUGCAAGAUGAACACCUGAGUGACCAAGAGAAUGCUCCACCUGCUUUAAUACCCAGCAGGCCGACCGAACCGGCUCCAGCCGCACCUGCAGGUGAAGCAUGGGAUGAAACUGACUUCAAUAGAAACCAACUCAGGAUCAGCAUCAGUAAGACACAAGUAGCAGCAGAGGAUGGAGAUGAGCCUGCUGGAGGAGGGAGGUCUGUUUCUCCAGCCAGGGGUGGGGAAGGUGAUGCUCAGGCUCGUCCUCCAAGGUACCGGAGAGUCAACAGCCCUGAAUCAGAGCGUCUGUCUGGUGCAGAGGAUAGAGGAGAUGGUGCAGAUAAACGCUCUCGUCUGGACAUGCUGGGCUCUCCAUCCAGGCAUGUCUACUCUUCUCAGCCUGCUCAGAUGCUCUCCUUAGAGGGUGGACAGGGAGAAAGGUUGGCCGGCGGCCGUCAUGAUGUCUCUGCAGACGGUGACCAGGAGGCCCACAGCAAUGCCUUCAUACGCUCAGUCCCGCUGGCAGAGGAAGAGGACUUCGACAGCAGGGAGUGGGUGAUGAUCGAUAAAGAAACUGAGCUGAAGGACUUCCUCCCCGGGGCAGAACCAACCACCUCAGGCACCACAGAUGAGGAACCUGAGGAAUUGCGGCCCCUCGAGGACCACGAGGAGAGGAGAAGGAGAGUGCAUGGAGGAGCUGAGGCUGUGGUUCGACCUAAAACACAGCGAGGGAUGAUGAUUGUAGCAGAGGAGGAGGGAGCAGGGCCGAGUCCCGGCCAUUCAUCCUGUCACACGCUGCCUCGUUCCUGCCCGAGAAGAAGAGAGUCGGAGCCGUUUGGACCUGAUGGACCGGACAUCGCCGUGGCUGAACCUUCGCCUUCGUUCUCUCAGACGCGUAUGAAGCGAGUGGACUUUGUGUCUGGUGUUUUGAUGUUUGAUGAUCUGAGAGAGGAGGUUGUGAAGACUGGAGGUUCAGGAAGUGAUGGGAGUCCACGCAGUAGUGAGGGAAGCCCGGAAGGGGCAGCGUCCACCCUACUCGCCCCUGCACAUCGAGACCAUGACCAGGAAGAGGGCUCACGCACACUGGUGCUUGUGUCUGCCGGUAACGGACAAGUUUCACCUGGGGAUGGGCAGGGAACGCUUGCUGCUUUGACACCGCAGGGAGAGCGACCUGUGCCGGAAGAAUCUGAACCUGGCACUCUUUCCUCUGUCAUUAAAUCAGAGCCCAGGCCUAUCGUCAUGACAACUGCGGCUGUGAUCACCAGUGGUUCUUCCUCGCCACCGUUUACUAAAGUGGAGCGCACUUUCAUCCACAUCGCUGAGACGUCACAUCUUAAUGUCAUGACAGCCAGACACCGUCCGUCUGGAUUCGAUGAGCCGAUAUCUGUUGAGCGUGACGAAAUGGGGGAAGAGAAAGAGGAUCGGUCAGGGCAACUAGUGGAGAUAGAGAGGAAUAGUAAAGGGAUUAAGGUGGAAAGGGAAGGGGAUGAGAAGAAAAAGGAAGAAAGUGAAGCUGAGAAGGAAAAGCAGGAAGUAGAAAAUGUAAUUAUUAGUAGCAGAGAGGAAGCAGAGACUGUGUUUUUAGCUGAGCAGCCAGUGUCUAUAGCUAUUAAAGAAAAUAUUUCAAUAGAAACCAAAUUAGAUGACGAACAAGAUGGUGUCACAACAGAGAAAGAACAGGAGCAAGAAGAGAGUCCAUCUGUGUCCCCUGAACAAAACAGAGAUGCUGAAGUAGAGGAUGAGAAGGAUGUGUCUCCACCAGAGGUGGAGUCACCUGAUAGAAAGCCACUCCCACAAAGGCGGAGCCGUAUUCCUGUGCUCAUGUCAGAGGAUGAAACGGGCUCAGACAAGUCAUCGCAGACGAGUCAAGAGCAGUUGCAACGAACUCGCAAAAGCAGACACCAACAGUUGGCCCGUCUGGUUCUGGAGCGUAAACAAACGCAUAUGAUGCGCUCUCGUUCUGCCUCCUCACACUCCCCAACACUCUCCACCACUGCAUCUGAGGAUGAAGCCCACCAAUCUGAUGACUCCGCUAAAGGAGCGGAUGGGAAAAUUAAGAGCAGGAUCCCUCGGCCAGUCACGCCUAUCAGGGGGUCUUACGACCUGUUAAAGUGCGCGACUCUACCGCAAACCCAGAGAUCUGUGUCUUUUAUUCAAUACAGAACCAACAGUUCUAUCAAUCCCAAGAUUCAGAAAUCUGCAAGUCUGCACACAAAUAUUCAUCAGCAGCCGCCUAAACCUCAGCUCCGCCCCUCUAAAACACUUCCACCCCUUCCUCCAUCUUCAGGUCCUUCCCACACUCAAGGAAGCCGGACGGCCACACGUACCGUUACUCGUACCUCAGCUCCUAAUGCCACCAGAAGCAUCAGUACUUCCCCGCGAAGCUACGGCACCUCCCGCACCGACAGCCCCUCGCCUCAGCGCAUUCGACGACAGCUUGCAGCCAAUGAAACGCAACGGCAAGCCCAGCAGCCCAGACCUCCAGUCCCGUCUGUGUCCAAAUCCAAACCUCAGGACUCCACCACCCCAAGAAAGAGCAAAUCCCACCCAUCAACCUCAACAAAAGCAAAGAAAGAUCCACUGGAGUCAAAAACAAAAACAAGAUAAUUACAGUGUGUGAAGAAGGACUCCAUUGCUCUAGAUUAUCUUCAUCCUCAGCAUCAACACCACAAUCACUCUCUGAAUUGUCAGACACGCAACCAAACAAUAUGAAGGACACGUUCGCUAUUCUGCCAAGUGACUGCAGCAGCUACUUAAAUACCUCUGCUGAGGAAAACCUCUGACAUUUACACACAGCGAGUGUGUGUGUGGGAGAGUUGUCAUUAAUGAGGGGUGUUGGACGGAUAAACACACCUCAUAUGCCUUAAACCUGCAAAGGAAAUUAUUGCUGCCAUCACAAAAAAGCUUCCACAGGCUCUCAUGUCCACAGCGCAAACACUACUAUCAUGUUCAAUAAUGAAGCCAAUCAUACUGUACGAGUAAAAAUUGGGAUCUACUUAGCUUUAAUACUUUUCAAUAGAUUAAAGUACCUGCCAGUUAUUCACUGAAAUAUCAUUUGUGAAACAGGGCAAACCAACAUCAGAAUCAGAAUCUACAAAUCCUAAAAUAAUUACAAAAAUUAUAUUCAAUUUAUUUGUGUUUAAGAGAGACUUUUAUAUCAGCUAAUGCAGUGUGUUAACCUGUAUUAGGUAGUUCUGUGCAGAAAUUUCUGAAAAGUGAGCGAUUCUUAAUUCUCUAGUUCUAAAACCUGCAUUUAAUUUCUACACAGAGCUAAGGGUAUGUUUACACAACACUGUCAACUAAAAACAUUUCAACUCGUUUAUUGCAUUUUCUGCUGAUGAUUUACAUAAAAAAAUUAAAUUAGGUAGCUAAGAAUACUAACUUUAGAUAACCAAGGCUCAUUCUGAUUACGUACCCCUAUAUACAUUUCAGAACACAGCAAAAUACGUCACAGGAGCUAGAUUUAUUUUAUUUUUUUUCGUGAAUCCACCAGAUACUGCUGUGUAUGCUUUUUGAGAUCCCAAAUUUCUCUCGUGAGUGCCAUUCAAGUCUGCUGUUCUCACAUAAAUCCACCAGAGGCUGGAUUUGUCAACUGACUGACUUUUUGACUAACCAACCAACCGAAACCCUUACUCUCCCCCUUCCCUAAACCCAACCAAUAGCAUUUUAAAAAGCGCCGUUUGACCCGCCCACCCCUUUCCUAAACCCA